AUGUCCAUUAACGAGGAUGAUGUGAAGAAUGAUUCUGAUAAUGAUUUGGGUGUUGAUUUCGAUUAUCAACCGAAUGCAGAAGACAAUGCUGAAGACGACGAUGUGGAUUCGCUGGAUUCUACUAGCAAGAGUGAAGAAGUUUGUGGGGUAAAAAGAAUAGCAGAUCUAAUGGUGGAGGAUAUUUGGAACCUGGAGUUUAGGACAGAGGAUGAGGCCUGCCAGUUUUAUAACGCUUAUUCUUGUUGGCAUGGAUUUGUAAUGAGGAAGGACGACGUGGUUAGGGAUAAUCAAGGUCGAAUUAUUAGCAGGCAACUUGUUUGCAACAAAGAGGGCUGGAGAAAUAUGAGAUGGAAGGUAUCAUGUUUUGUUGAAUCUCACAACCACGAUCUGACGCCACCCCAAUUUGCGCAUCUGGUACCGGCCAAUCGUCGUCUCACUGUGAGUGAUAGAGUCCAAGUGGAAAAUCUUCAUAAUUUUGGUGUCAAGAGCUGCCAUAUUAUGGGGUAUAUUGCAUUCCAGAAGGGUGGAUAUCGUCAUGCUGGCUUCACACGGAAAGAUUUGUACAACCACAUCGAUCGCUAUCGUCGGGCAAAAGUUAAAAACGGGGAUGCCAAUGCGGCAAUAAACUAUUUGAUUGGCAAGUCAAACAACGAUCCGCUGUUCUUUGGAAAGUAUACGUUCACUAGUGACGAAAGGCUGGAGCAUAUUUUUUGGGCAGAUGGGCAGUCGAUUAUCGACUAUCACUGCUUUGGAGAUAUUGUUGCCUUUGAUUCAACCUACAAGAAGAAUAAAUACAACAAGCCUUUGGUCAUUUUCUCUGGAUGCAAUCAUCACGGGCAGACUGUUAUCUUCGGCUCCGGCCUACUAUCCGACGAAACCACAGAGACGUAUAAGUGGUUGUUGGAAACCUUUGUUGAAGCGAUGGGUGGAAAAAGUCCAAAAGCAGUAAUAACUGACGGAGACCUUGCCAUGCGAGAUGCAAUCAAGAAUGUUCUGCCUGAUGCGACCCAUCGGUUAUGCGGCUGGCAUCUGCAGAGAAAUGCAUGUGAAAAUAUAAAGAAUCCUAAUUUCCUACGCGAUUUCAAGGGUCUUAUAUACGACAACAACGACCAGAGAGACUUUGAUCGGAGAUGGACAGCCAUUUUGGAUAAGCACAACCUUGUUGGUAGUACCUGGAUGGAGAAGACGUACGAAACCCGUGAGAUGUGGUCCCAUUGUUUCCUCCGGGAUAAGUUUUUCGGUUACAUAAGGACGACAUCACAGUGUGAAGGUAUAAAUUCUCUCAUCAGAUUUUAUGUUAAUCGCAAGAACACCCUCAUUGACUUCAUGCAUAACCUGGAUAGGGCCUUAAAGGAGUAUAGAAACAAUGAAUUAAUAGCUGACUUUAAGUCUCAGUGCUCAGAGCCUGUGAUGAUUACCUCAUUGGAGGUAUAUGAAAGAUCUGCAUCCUGUUAUUUCACGCGAAACAUUUUCAAGGAAAUUUGUAAUGAGAUUCAGAGGGCAGGGGCUUUGAAUAUAACGGUACUAAGCACAACCUUGGACAAGGUAGAGUUUAGUGUGACUGCUCUGGGAGACCCGGCCAAAGAUCGCCGGGUGGAAGUCGAUAGAGAUUCGUUGAUAUACAAAAGGUGGACAAAGAAUGCAAAGAACGAAUUUAUUAGCACAGAUAUGCCUGUGAAUGAUGACAUCGAAAGGGUCUUAAAGUUUCGAGUUGGAGCGUUGGCAUCGAACUGCAACAAGCUGUGUGAUAUUGCUUGCAAGGAUCUUGCAGACUUUGAUGAAGUCCAGUCUGAACUUGUCAAUUUAGUUAUCCGCCUGCAGUCACGCAAACAAGGCAAGUCAACUCCUAAUGUUAACGUGGAAGGCAUUAACGAUCCAUUCGUUGUCAGAAGCAAAGGAGCCCCUUCGAAGAGGUCUUCUUGGAGGAAGAGAGCAUGCUCUAAUUGCCACAAGUACGGUCAUUACUACAAGCGCUGUCCAGAUCUGAUGCAGCAUAGUGUGGAAGGCAACCCUCGCGAUGGAUCAUACGGCAAUGCAUCAGCCAAGGACUCAGGUUUUAGUCCACAAAGGUUUGCUAAUUCUUCAAGGUCGUUCUCAAUUAAGUCCGAACACCACUCAGGACCUAAUACCAAGCCUUUUAAAAAGGGUGGAACAAGGAAGUUUACGGCGACGGGUAUGAGGAACCGGAAGGGUAAAGACAACACUUUUGUUGAGGUGAAGGAGUCACAGCAGGACAAGAGACAUUCAUUCAAGAACUAUGAUUGCUUAAUUGCGGUUGACUUUUGGGUGACGAUUUGCAACCAUUGUGAUUAUGCAAUUCAGUUGAUCAAUUAG
This is a messenger RNA of Arachis stenosperma, 2334 nucleotides long. RefSeq names its product protein FAR1-RELATED SEQUENCE 5-like. Lineage: Eukaryota; Viridiplantae; Streptophyta; Magnoliopsida; Fabales; Fabaceae. The record is from RefSeq and is a predicted model, not a curated record. Gene Ontology annotation, molecular function: nucleic acid binding; zinc ion binding. The transcript has 6 exons. Gene Ontology annotation, biological process: regulation of DNA-templated transcription. The coding region runs from base 1 to 2334 and encodes 777 amino acids.